Molecule: messenger RNA, 231 nt
Organism: Penicillium waksmanii
Lineage: Eukaryota; Fungi; Ascomycota; Eurotiomycetes; Eurotiales; Aspergillaceae
Exons: 1
Coding region: 1-231 (76 amino acids)
Biological process (GO): steroid biosynthetic process
Molecular function (GO): 3-beta-hydroxy-Delta5-steroid dehydrogenase (NAD+) activity
Source: RefSeq, a predicted model, not a curated record
AUGUACAAAGUCAACGUGGAGAGUACCAAAACCCUUAUUGAAAUCGCGAAGGAAACUGGAACCCAAUUAUUCAUGUACACUAGCUCCGCGAGCAUCAUUGAUGAUGGCAGGUCCGAUCUGAAAAAUGCCAACGAGACCUUCCCAGUGAUACUCGAUGAGAAGCAACCCGACUUCUAUGUGUAUACGAAAAGUGAUAUCGGUGAGCAUUUCUGUGACGGAUUGAGCUCAUAG